Molecule: messenger RNA, 1005 nt
Organism: Rhododendron vialii
Lineage: Eukaryota; Viridiplantae; Streptophyta; Magnoliopsida; Ericales; Ericaceae
Exons: 6
Coding region: 19-876 (285 amino acids)
Source: RefSeq, a predicted model, not a curated record
GACAGCAGUGACAGUUUGAUGAAGAGGAUGAUAUCUGCCCAGAAUGAUGGCAAUGGUAAGCAGAAGAAAACUAGACCAUCACCUUCGGGCCUCAAAAUGAUCGCAUUCAACCAGCAUCAGCAGCUGGAGAAGGAAGAAAUCAGGAGCAUCCAGGGGAGCCGUGGUUUGGACGUGGCGGUGCUGGAAGGCGGUGACAGUUUGAAGAAGAGGAAGAGAUCUGCCCAGAAUGAUGGCGAUGGUAAACAGAAGGAAAGUUCUGCAUUCAAGCAGCAGCAGGUGGAGAGGCAGCACCUGCUGAGGAAAGAAAAUAGGCGCAUCAAGGAGAGAUGUAAGAGGAAGAAGAGGAAGAGAUCUGUCCAGAAUGAUGGCGAUGGUAAACAGAAGGAAAGUUCUGCAUCCAAGCAGCAGCAAGUGGAGAGGCAGCAACUGCUGAGGGAAGAAAAUAGGCGCAUCAGGAAGAGACGUGGGUUUGAUUUUGGGGACAUUCCUCCCAUUGGUCCUAUCGGCGAUAGAUUAUAUGAACCAUGUUGGGUUGAAAAGUCUCUCUAUCCUGCUUCGAAGGUUUAUGAGGAUAUGGCAAAGAUUGGUCUUAAGUCUUACAACCGGGAAUAUGACACAUCGUACCAGUUCACCAAAAUCCUCAGGGUAUAUUUCUUCAAGACAAGGGAUAAUUGUAUUGAUAACCUAAUCUUUUUCCAGGCUGAGGAUAAGUCGGUUGCUUCUCCCGAGGAUUUCCUACUGAUAGUGGCUUCUGUUCCUGGUGUCACUGUGGUCUCCUCUUGCAUGAAGGAGAAGGACAUCCGUUAUUAUACUGCACUGGACGGCUGGAGAUCCUGCGAUGUAUGUGAAUAUUAUGUUCUUGGAGAUCAUACUUAAAAGGGGCAUGCUUUUAAGUUUUUGCUUUAAGGUUUGAAACGUAUGUUGAACGGUGCAUGUUGGGACUGGGUUUGUUGUGUUGACUAUAUUAUGUUAAAUGAUUAUGCUUCUGAAAUACAACUUUCACCA